AUGGCGAAACCGUAUCCUCAAGUUAUCCUCCUGGGGGACUCUCUGAUCGAAUUUACGGCUCUCACCCUGAGCGGUUUCUCGUUCCAGUCGGCUCUUCAAACACGGCUGAUACGACGCUUCGACGUGGUUAACCGCGGCUUCUCAGGAUGGAACACAGCAAACGUGGUCAAGUAUUUGCCCGAGAUUUUCUCAGAGCCAUCUGAUUCGUCACCAAAGAUUGCGUAUCUGCUUGUUCUCUUGGGCGCAAAUGACGCAGUUCUUCCUCUGGAGACUACCUCGCAACAUGUCCCCAUUGAAACAUACAAAGAGAACUUGAAUAAGAUCAUCAACGAUGCUCGGGUACGGGCGCACAACCCCAAGAUCCUGCUGGUGACGCCUCCUCCGGCGGAUGAAAUCAGGCUCAAGGAGUUAGACAUGGCACAGGGCCACGCCCAAGCGAUCCGAAGCUCGGCCGUAUCUGCGUCGUAUGCAGAGAAAGCCCGGGAGGUAGCCCGCGAGAACCCCGGCGUGGUUUUGAUUGAUCUCUGGCAGGCCAUUAUGGGCGAGGCGAUUUCCCUGGCUCCCGGAGAUUAUCAGCCUGGAGGUCCGUGGCUGGGGUCACCAGAAAAUGGGAAGCAGGGGGGCCUGGCCACGCUUCUUCCGGACGGACUUCACAUGAGCGGAGAAGGCUACAAGGUGUUUUUCGACGAGAUCAAGGCGCACAUUGGGCAAGACAUUGUUGCCGAUGAGAGGGGAGACUAUGUGCUGCCCGACUGGCGAGUGGUGAACCCUCCCAAGGUGGCUCUGGCUCCUCCUGUGCGCGUCUCCCUAGAAUAG
Molecule: messenger RNA, 816 nt
Organism: Trichoderma aggressivum f. europaeum
Lineage: Eukaryota; Fungi; Ascomycota; Sordariomycetes; Hypocreales; Hypocreaceae
Exons: 4
Coding region: 1-816 (271 amino acids)
Source: RefSeq, a predicted model, not a curated record